CGCGUUUGAGAUAAAUGUGGCGUCCAUACCAACGGCAACGUAAACUUGCUGUAUUUAGUCAAGUCUGUAUUUUCGCCUUAUUGUUGCCAUAUCAUAGGUUAAAAAGUACACUAGAACAUGGCAGAUGAAUCUGGAGAUAAGAAUGGAGAAAAUAACAAAACAGAUUCUUCAUUACAUGGAACUCGUAUCACUCCACAGCUCCUGAAGGCACAGAGUGGAGAGUUUGAAGUGGAUAGUAUAUUUAGCCUCAACCUCAGACAACAAGAUAUUGAUGAUCUUGGAGCUAUUGGAUCAUGUUCAUGCCUUCAGCGACUGGACAUAAGUAGGAAUGAUUUAACAAGUCUAAAGACCCUGACCCCUCUGAAACAACUAGUCUAUUUAAAUGUAGCUGCCAACAGAAUAUCAAGUCUUGAGCCUUUGAAGGAGAUGGAGAAUUUACGAAGUUUAAAUGCCGCUGGGAAUCUCAUUUCAAGUCUUGAAUCAGUGUAUGCCCUAUCAAAUCUGCCGAACCUUGAAGACAUGCGAUUCCAGGACACCUUGCAAGAUUGGAGCAAUCCCAUCUGUAACAGCACUACCUAUAGGUCAGCAAUGAUGUCUCACUUCUGCCACUUGAAAGCUUUGGAUGGAGAGAGAUUGUGUGGGAAAGGAAGUGAAGUCUUCACAGCUCUCAGACAGCUUGAUAGAGAAUUAGCAAAGUGUGAUGAACAUUCAGGAGAUCAUGUGACAAAAAAAUCCUCCGGUUCUUGGGUGGAGAAAGGAUUCUGGGAUACGUGCCCUGAGCAGAAGAAAGAGAUUGACGAUACAGAGAAAUUGAUCAAAGAAAUGCUUCUCGACUGCAGGACGUUAAGCAAUGUGGCACUUCAUAAAAUACAGCAGACGUGACAGGAUGAGAGAUGAUUCACAGCUCUUAACAGGACAGGACAAUCAGAAGCUCUAGAUGUAUCAUCCAUCGCCUCUCAACAUGCUACCAAGAAGGCAGAAUUUGGAUGGCUUACAAUUGCGGAUCCAAUAUUUUAUGGGGUGUGAAUUCGUAAAAGAAAAAUUGGCCCCCCAAAAGGUCAUCAAUUACAAAUGAAGGGUAUAAUGAAGGGCAUUCCAUCUCCUGUAGAAAAGAGCAUCGCUCAUUUUACAUGGUGCGCCCUCACCUUCUGUUACACCAAUGAAUUAUUUUGUUUUAAUUUCAAUAAUAUAUUUCAAUUGAAUUUGGUUCCUCCAAAGAGGAUUUUGUUAUCAGGGUAUAGGAAUGUAGCAAAAACAGUCACAACCUUUUUACUGUUUGUUGGAUUUCUUUAAAACUUUUACCAUUCUGUUUUUUUAAUUUUUCUCCUCUCUCAUACAACAUUGAUUUUAUGACCAAAGUUGAAUUCACCUUUUAACAAAAAUUGAAGGAAAUAGUUUUAUGACUUUAUUUUCUUGCUUUGUAGUAUUGUGUUAUGAAUCUGAAAAGAGAGGUCAAAGGGUUGGAUUAUAUUGACUUUGCAGAUUGCUCUUAUACUAUCAUUCAUUGCCAGUCAGUCAUGUCAUAUCAUUCUUUAUCCUUUAGUUGGGGCAGUGCAUUAACAAAACAAGGUGAUCAGUAAUUUUAUUUUCGUCAGAUUUGUAUUUUAAUUGUUUUAUUCCUUCAGAAUUUUUUUUUCCAAUAUACAUGUAGAUGACUUAUUUUCAUGUAAAGAUUAUAUAAUUACAUGAACUCCAUUAAAGCCUUGUUUACUUUGAAUCAGAUUCAAUUUGAUUGUUUUACUUCAUAAUAACUGAAAUGUUCCCUCAUUGAAUUUUAAAUAUAUAAUCAUUUUUAUUACUUUUUACAAGAUCAAAAUAUAUUUAUAUUUAAUUUAUUAAAAGAAUGACUUUGGAAUAGUCUGUGCAUACAAUAUUCUUUAUAAAUUAUUGCAUGUUAUGAAGGGCAGGUAUAAUCAGUCAUGUUGGUGAUGAUUAUUUAUGUCAUACAUCUUUACAACAUGGUGAUUAUUGAAUGGCUCCCUCUUCAGUUAGAAUGCGUGUUAAGAUAUAUUUCAGUUCCUUGCAGUGCUUGCUGUGUAUUUGUGUAGAUGAUGUGCGUGUAUUUCAGGCAAUUACAAUGUUUCUCAAGGGAAGAUCCAUUCGAUGGCCUGGACGACGGGAAAAUCAGAAAAACUUAUCGUUUUACAAGGAAUGGGAUUGUACAUAUUGUGGACAUUUUAAGGGCAGACUUAGAGCACAGAACCCAUCGCGAUAGAGCCUUGCCCGUGUUACUUCAAGUUUGCUCUAAUGUUUUAUGCUGGGGACACGUUGCGCUACCAAAUUGCACGUGCCCACAAAGUCAGCAGUGCUUCCAUGUCUAGAUGUUUACGGAACGUGAUAUUGGCUCUCGUUCGACGACGAAGCGAGGCAGGCAGUAACCUUUAAAAUUUCAGUCAUCCUGUGAUAAUCAUAAUUUUUCUUGCAUUACUAUUUUCUUUUUGCAGUUUUUCUAAAAUGUGUGUUUCAACAUGAUCAAUGAUGUGCUUAUUUAUUAUUCUGUAGUUUGAUUAAACAUUCCAUUGAAUAUAAAAGAGAGUUCGUUAUAUGUUUAUUUGUUAUAUGUUAUGAAAAUCUUGCCUUCAAGAUGAAAUAGCAUUUCUGUAGUUGGACAAUCUAAAUGUCUCAUUCCAGUGAUUAAAAAAAAUGAUGUUAUGAUAUUUGUGUCUGAAAUCAAAUGCAUUUUGA
Molecule: messenger RNA, 2685 nt
Organism: Lytechinus variegatus (green sea urchin)
Lineage: Eukaryota; Metazoa; Echinodermata; Echinoidea; Temnopleuroida; Toxopneustidae
Product: leucine-rich repeat-containing protein 61-like
Exons: 7
Coding region: 118-882 (254 amino acids)
Biological process (GO): outer dynein arm assembly
Cellular component (GO): cytoplasm
Molecular function (GO): protein binding
Source: RefSeq, a predicted model, not a curated record